CGGCGCCGCGGGGCCGCGGGAGCUUCAGCAACAGCGGCCGGCCGCGCGCGGCGCUGAAAUCCAACAAUUGAAGGUAUCUUUUUCAGGGUGAAGUUUCAGUAUCUUCAUGUCAAUGAAGAGCAGGAUACCUCUCAUUCUUCUAGCUUGUGGCUCCUUUAACCCCAUCACAAAUAUGCAUAUGCGUUUAUUUGAGCUGGCUAGAGAUCACCUGCAUCAAACAGGAAGAUACCAAGUGAUUGAAGGCAUAAUGUCUCCUGUCAGUGAUGUCUAUGGAAAGAAAGGCUUGGUUUCAGCAAAGCAUCGGAUAGCAAUGGCCAAAUUAGCACUGGAGACAUCUGAUUGGAUUCGAGUUGAUCCAUGGGAGACUGAGCAGGAGUCAUGGACAGAGACAGUAAAAGUGUUAAGGCACCAUUACAAUGAGUCAGUCAGACUGCUCCAGUCCAAGAAGGAAUUUGUGAAAAACAAACAGCCCACAGAAAGAUCUACAGGAAAUUUCAUUUCUUCCCAGUGCUCAGUUACACCGGAACUAAAGCUGCUCUGUGGGGCUGAUUUUCUACGUACGUUUCAGACACCCAAUCUCUGGAAGAAAGAGCACAUCCAAGAAAUCUUAGAACAGUUUGGUUUGGUCUGUGUAAGCCGUGCUGGCUCUGAUCCUGCUCAGUACAUCAGUGAAUCAGAACUUCUAACUAAAUUUCAGCACAAUAUCUUUCUAGUGAAAGAAUGGAUUCAGAAUGAAAUCAGUUCAACACAGAUACGCCAAGCCUUGUGCAGAGGACUAAGUGUAAAAUACCUCAUACCAGAUUCUGUCAUAGCCUACAUUGCUUACCAUAAUGUCUACACAGAAGAAAGUGAGCGGAAGAAUGAAGGUGACUUGCUUCAGCCUCUGAAGUUGCAUAACACAGCGGAUGCCUUCAGCUAUCCUGUGAGUUAACAGCAAGCUCUGGAGGACUGCUCUACCUUUGGUUUUUCUUACACUUGGGAAAGAGGAAGGAAAACAGGCGAAGGCCUGACUGUGGGCCUCAUGUAGCUUCUUAUUUUACUACAUAAACAGGACUGCAUAAAACCAUGAUAUACUAGAAGAGUAGAUUCAACAGAUAUGGAAAACUAGCUACUCACUUUUCUGAAAGAGAGUAGCUGCUACUACUUCACACUGAAUGAGUGCCAGCACUUGACAUUUUCUGUAUUGCAACUAAAAUGUAAAUUGUUUUCUAACCUAAGAGUACACAUUUGGCUCAGAAUUAAUAAAAUAUAGAUAAGUACGUUUGGGAAGUGUCAUAACUUGCACUGCUGAAAUCAGCAUACAGACUUCAAGGACUUUUGGUCUAAUGUACUGGAAAUACUUGGAUAUUAUCCCUUUGAAAUAAAGAAUUCUGCUCAUGUAGGA
Molecule: messenger RNA, 1384 nt
Organism: Tympanuchus pallidicinctus (lesser prairie-chicken)
Lineage: Eukaryota; Metazoa; Chordata; Aves; Galliformes; Phasianidae
Gene: NMNAT3
Product: nicotinamide nucleotide adenylyltransferase 3
Exons: 7
Coding region: 107-931 (274 amino acids)
Biological process (GO): NAD+ biosynthetic process
Cellular component (GO): mitochondrion
Molecular function (GO): nicotinamide-nucleotide adenylyltransferase activity; nicotinate-nucleotide adenylyltransferase activity
Source: RefSeq, a predicted model, not a curated record